AUGACGAAGGAUUGGGUCCAGGAUAUUGAGGAACUUCUAGUUGUUCUACAUUGCACCGAUGAGCAGAGGGUGCAAUACACUACUUUCAAGUUGAUUGGGGAGGGUAAGCGGUGGUGGAGAGCAGUGAAGUUGGUGGAGGAUCAAAGGUCGGGACCUUCAGUUACUACCUGGAGCUAUUUCAGGGAGAUUUUCUCUGACAGAUAUUUCCCCGCUUCCACUAAGGAAGCUAAGUCGAAGGAGUUCCUAAAUUUGACUCAGUGGCACUUGACCGUACAACAAUACAGGACCAAGUUUGUGGAGCUAUCUCGUUUCACCCCCUACAUGGUCUCAGACGAGCCUAGAAAGGCCUGGAGGUUUGAGAGAAGACUGAGACAGAGCAUAUAUAAGCAAGUUGUGGUGUUUCAGGUCCAGAGUUCCUUAGAGCUAGUUAAUAAGGCCACAAUAUUGGAGACCAGUCUGCAGAAGAGUGCGGAGAUAGCGACUUAG
Malania oleifera is the source of this 486-nucleotide messenger RNA. RefSeq lists its product as uncharacterized. The record is from RefSeq and is a predicted model, not a curated record. The coding region runs from base 1 to 486 and encodes 161 amino acids. Lineage: Eukaryota; Viridiplantae; Streptophyta; Magnoliopsida; Santalales; Ximeniaceae. The transcript has a single exon.